This is a messenger RNA of Racocetra fulgida, 1022 nucleotides long. The record is from the annotation of a GenBank genome assembly. Lineage: Eukaryota; Fungi; Glomeromycota; Glomeromycetes; Diversisporales; Gigasporaceae.
AAAAGAAAUCGGAUAAACAGGACGAAUCGACCCAAGCUCUCUUCAACUAUGUGACAGAACCAGUUGCUUCAACAUCUGAGACAUCUGAAACUUCUAAGAUUUCUGAACCAUCUGAGCCAGUAAUCGGUAAACCCGAACCUAUCGAACCUACACUCUGCCAAACGGGUACAAACAUGGCUACAGGUGCUUUCAUUUUUUUUGACAUGUGGGCAGAUAAGACGAUCUAUUAUUCCUUUACAGAAUUAUUUCAGAAGUUGAUUUGUGAAGGCUAUAAAUAUGUUAACAGGCUUUCCGAUUAUUUAGAAGACACCGGAACUAUGUGGAUUGAUGAAUUUGAAUUAGACCCAUUAUUCGACUUCUACUACCCAGCUCUAAUUCCACCUCUAUCUAUCUUAGCGAAUAGAUCAGAUAUUUGUAAGAAGUUUCCUAUUAGUGUGGAGUCUGUUGUUGAAAAUGGAAUAAGUUGUGGAAAGAAUGUGGAAAUAUUAAAUCAAGCUAAUCCCCUUGGUACUGUUUCCAAUUUGCCGUUAACUGAUCCCAAGGAGGCCUUCCAAUCAACUGGAAUUUCACCUUUAAUAGACGAAACAUUCGUACUAUCUUCACCACCUAUACAGAUGGAAGGGAUCAGGGUUAUGGCAACCCAACAAGUCAAAACUCCUUUAAAACCACUUGUAUAUUUAACUUGCAAGCAUAUUAUCCAUUACAACUGUAUCGAUAAUCCACAAAAAUUGUGUCCUAUAUGUCCAUCAACUGAUAUGGAACCGGAAGAAGAAGAAGAAAUGAGCGUUGAUAGUGAAGAACAACCUGAUACCAGCAGUAAAAACCGUUCCAAUGAAGAAGAUUCACCCAUUUUGAAAAAGCUUAUCAAGGAAUUGUCCGCUCCAAUUUCACAGCAAAGCUCUUCCGGUAGUAUUAUUUCUCUACAGACAUUCCCUGAUAUGGAUAUUAACUCGGUUAAUUUUCGUGAACUAGAUGAUAAGAUCAUCAAUGCUGAAGAUGGUAAUAAAAAAACUAUUCUAGAA